Molecule: messenger RNA, 1754 nt
Organism: Rubroshorea leprosula
Lineage: Eukaryota; Viridiplantae; Streptophyta; Magnoliopsida; Malvales; Dipterocarpaceae
Source: the annotation of a GenBank genome assembly
CAGAAGAGAAUCACCUCCCAGACAGACAAUCUCCUACAUUUUUGGAAUCUCCGCGAAAACCGAGGGCAGGAGAGAGAGCCAGCGCCCGCCUUGGAAAAAGAUGAGUGGACUUCUAAAGGGGAGGACGAGGGUGGUGUCGUCGGGAAUUGAAUCUCUGCGGUGGUGCUGGCGACGUCGGUGCCUGUCUCAGCUAGCGCAGGAUGAGGCCGAGAACGACUUCGCUUCUAAAAUGCCGCCAUUCGAUUACUCUCCUCCUCCCUAUACCGGACCCUCCGCUGAUGAGAUCUUAGCCAAGCGGAAGCAGUAUCUCAGCCCCGCUGUAUUCCACUUGUACAGCAAACCACUGAACAUUGUCGCUGGGAAGCGGCAGUACUUGUUCGACGAGAACGGCCGGAGAUACCUGGACGGAUUUGCAGGGAUUGCGGUGGUGGGCUGCGGCCAUGCCCACCCUGAUGUUGUCCAGGCAAUUGUUGAUCAGUUGAAUCGCGUGCAGCAUUCGACCGUCAUGUAUCUCAAUCAUGCCAUCACUGAUUUCGCCGAGGCCCUCGCCGCCAAAAUGCCCGGCAAUCUUAAGGUUAUUUUCUUUACGAAUUCAGGGACGGAAGCAAAUGAGUUGGCCAUGAUGAUGACGAGAUUGUAUACAGGCAGCAAUGAUAUUAUAUCACUGAGGAACGGCUAUCAUGGGAAUGGCUCCGCAACCAUGGGAGCCACAGCUAUGUGCACCUGGAAAUACAACGUUGCACAGAGUGGAAUUCAGCAUGCCCUGAAUCCAGACCCGUAUAGAGGUGAGUUUGGUUCAGAUGGGAAGAGGUAUGCAAAAGACGUUGAGGAACUUAUCCAGUAUGGAACUUCUGGCCGAAUUGCUGGUUUCUUUUCUGAAGCCAUACAGGGAGUGGGUGGAAUUGUAGAGUUGGCCCCAGGGUACUUGCCUGUUGCAUAUGACAUUGUAAGGAAAGCAGGAGGUCUUUGCGUUGCAGAUGAGAUUCAAAGUGGGUAUGCCCGCACAGGGAGUCAUUUUUGGGCCUUUGAGUCGCAUGGAGUUAUUCCUGAUAUAGUGACCAUGGCAAAGGGCAUUGGAAAUGGAAUUCCUCUUGGUGCCGUCAUAACCACUCCUGAGAUUGCACAGGUCUUGGUAAGCCGAGCUUACUACAAUACAUAUGGUGGGAACCCUUUAUGUACAGCUGCUGGCUUGGCAGUUCUGAAAGUAAUUGAGAAAGAAAAGCUUCAGGAGAAUGCUUUUGUUGUGGGAUCCUACAUGAAAGAGAGGCUAGCUGCACUGAAGGAAAAAUUUGAACUUAUUGGAGAUGUAAGGGGAAGAGGUUUGAUCCUUGGAGUUGAGCUUGUCACUGAUCGCAAACUAAAGACUCCUGCAGGGAAAGAAAUUGUUCAUAUAAUGAACCAGAUGAAAGAACUCGGAGUGCUGAUUGGGAAAGGAGGACACCAUGGAAAUGUUUUCAGAAUUACACCACCUCUCUGCUUCACUAAAGAAGAUGCUGAUUUCCUCGUAGAUGCCAUGGACUACACCAUAUCAAAGAUGUAAGCCACCAUAUAAUAAAGAUAUCUGAUUGAUCUUUCACAGGGAUGUAUUAUAAAGUGUUGUAUCAUUCAAACCUGUUAUGAGGGAAAACUAUUCAACUGAUCAGAUAGGUUUUCUGCUUGAACCAAUCUCAGAUUUUCUGUCCUAAAAAGCGUGAGUCAACAACGUGUUGCCUCUCGCAUAAAAUAAGAUGCAGUAAUAUAUUUCAGUCAGUUUC